UCCCGCUCCCGGCUCCUCCCGCCGCGGCGCCUGCAGCCGCAGUGACAGGCGCGCCGGGCCCGGUGGCGGAGAGAGGAAGUCGGGGCCGCCGCGCCGAGGCCGGUCCCGCGGCGGCUCGGGUGACAGCGCCAGGUACGGUUGCAGCAGGCACCGGGGAAGAUGGCUGAGGACUUCGGCUUCUUCCCGCCGUCCGAGAGCGGGGCGGCUGAGGAGGACCCGGCGGCCGCCUUCCUGGCUCAGCAGGAGAGCGAGAUCGCGGGCAUCGAGAACGACGAAGGCUUUGCCGCACCUGCCGCCGGCCAGGUGGCCGCGGCGCCGCCGGGACCCGCGAGCGGGGCUGGUCCUGAGGACAUGGGGACCACAGUCAAUGGGGACCUGUUUCAGGAGGCUAAUGGGCCUGCCGACGGCUACGCUGCCAUCGCCCAGGCUGACAGGCUGACUCAGGAGCCCGAGAGCAUCCGCAGAUGGAGGGAGGAGCAGAAGAAACGGCUGCAAGAGCUGGAUGCCGCCUCUAAGGUGACCGAACAGGAGUGGCGGGAGAAGGCCAAGAAGGACCUGGAGGAGUGGAACCAGCGCCAAAGCGAACAGGUUGAGAAGAACAAGAUCAACAACCGGAUCGCCGACAAAGCAUUCUACCAGCAGCCGGAUGCUGACGUCAUCGGCUACGUGGCGUCUGAGGAGGCCUUCGUGAAGGAAUCCAAGGAGGAGACUCCAGGCACGGAGUGGGAGAAGGUGGCUCAGCUGUGUGACUUCAACCCCAAGAGCAGCAAGCAGUGCAAAGACGUGUCCCGCCUGCGCUCGGUGCUCAUGUCCUUGAAGCAGACGCCGCUUUCCCGCUAGGCGCCUGCCAUAAGCAGAGCCGCGCGGCCUGGGCUGGGCGCGGGCAGAGGCGCAGCGGCGGCUCUGGCCAGGGAGGGGCUGUCCUCCAGCUGCUGCACAGCCUGGCCCGCUCCUCCCCCUCUGCGGGGGCUGGGACGAGGGCCCCUCACCUCCCCAGCCCCCUCUCCUCCCCAGCCCCCCAGCCCAGCCCCUCACACCUCAGUCUGCUCCGUUGUGACUGUCCCUCCUGAUGUAUUUUUUUUUUCUUGGCUUAAAGGGUGUGUUGUUAA
Messenger RNA from Oryctolagus cuniculus (rabbit), 1109 nucleotides. RefSeq names its product clathrin light chain B (gene CLTB). The record is from RefSeq and is a predicted model, not a curated record. Gene Ontology annotation, molecular function: clathrin heavy chain binding; structural molecule activity. Gene Ontology annotation, biological process: intracellular protein transport; clathrin-dependent endocytosis. Gene Ontology annotation, cellular component: clathrin coat of coated pit; postsynaptic endocytic zone cytoplasmic component; synaptic vesicle membrane. Lineage: Eukaryota; Metazoa; Chordata; Mammalia; Lagomorpha; Leporidae.